AUGGCUUUCCCCAGUGUUCUUCUCUCAGAGGUACAGUUUCAGUGCAGCAUCUGUCAGGAUGUUUUCUCUGAACCUGUCUCCAUCCCAUGCGGCCACAGCUUCUGCCUCAUGUGCAUCACAUCACACUGGGACCACAACUUUGCCAUCAAUUGUCCGAAAUGUCAAACAGAGUUUGAGGGGCGGCCAGAGCUCUGUGACAAUUCCUUUGCCAAAGAAAUGUCAGACCAGAUUCGAGCUAAGAGGCAGAAUGGUGUGACAUCAGUGGAGGAAAAAAAUAUACACUGCAAUGUUUGUGUGGGAAAGCCAAUGAAGGCUGUGGCAUCCUGCCUUGUGUGCUUGACCUCAUACUGUGAGGUUCACCUGGAGCCUCAUCUUAGAGCUUCCAACCUAAAGUUUCACAAGCUGAUGGAACCCGUGGCAAUGCUGCAGAGCAGGAUGUGUAAGCAGCACCAAAGGCUUUUGGAGUUUUUCUGCAGAAGUGACCAGAGGUGCGUUUGCGUUCUGUGCACUGAAACAAACCACCAGUAUCAUGACACAGUCCCAGUGGAGCAACAGAGCCAGGACAUGAAGGCCAAGAUAAAACGGACUGAGAUGGAUGUUCAGCAGAUGAUCCGUGACAGACUGCAGAAAAUAGAGGAGAUUAAACAUAACGUUGAACUUAGCAAAAGGAGUCAAGUGGAGCUAGCAGAGAUGAUCCAGAGAAAACAGGCUGCAGCAGAGCAGAGGGCUGAGAGGCUCAUUGCAGAAUUGGAGCUGGAAAUCAUCGAGCUUCAGAAGAGGAGAAGGGAGAUGGAGCAGCUUUACCAAGCGGAGGACCACCUGUAUGUUGUGCAGAGGUUUCCUGCAGUGUAUUCUGCUCCAUCUCCUAAAGCCUGCUCAGACUUCUUUGUCUAUUCUGAUACCUGUUUGGGAGCUUUAAGGGAAACAGUGGCUGAAAUACAACAGCAGCUGCAAACAGAACUGAAGAAGCUUUCAAAAAAUGAGCAUGACAAGAUCAAGAAAUAUGCAGCUGAUGUCUGUCUGGACCCAAGGACAGCCAACCCCUGGCUAGUUCUGUCAGAGAAUGGCAAACAAGUACACGAUGGAGAGAUUGAACAAAACUUGCCUGACAUACCGGAGCGGUUUAAUACAGCGCCAUGUGUCCUUGCUCUCAGUGGUUUUGUCACUGGCAGAAAUUAUUGGGAGGUCGACACGGGAGAUAAGACAGCGUGGGACUUGGGUGUAGCUCGAGAGUCCAUCAACAGGAAAGGUGUGGUCACACUGAGCCCAGAUGAAGGUUACUGGACCAUGUGUUUGAGGAAUGGUAGUGAGUACAGGGCAUGCGCCGCCCAGGCAGAGCUGCUCUGCCUCUCUCAGAAUCCACGGAUCAUCGGGGUGUUUUUAGAUUACGAGAACGGGAGAGUUUCUUUUUACGAUGCAGAGGCCAAGACACACAUCUAUUCAUUUAAAUAUUUCCAUUUCAGAGAGGCCAUUUUUCCCUUUUUUAACCCGGACAUGAAUGACAAUGGCAGCAACAAAUCACCGCUCAUUAUCCACCCU
Molecule: messenger RNA, 1539 nt
Organism: Menidia menidia (Atlantic silverside)
Lineage: Eukaryota; Metazoa; Chordata; Actinopteri; Atheriniformes; Atherinopsidae
Source: the annotation of a GenBank genome assembly